UAGUACUCUUUAUCCUUAUACAGUCUUCAUGUCAGCGACAUAUCGAUAGCGUAACAUCGAUGGCUUUCGUCCGAACCCAUGCAGUCGUGUAGUUGUAGUCUACAUUUUCUACGUAUUCCAUUUUGCUUUUACGCAUUCGAUGGUUGACGUGGUGUGAUUUCCACGUCUCUCCUGCUCUCUCCCUCGUAACAGCGACGAGUAGUAAAUCGAGUUUCGGUGAAUAUGAGUAUGAAUGACAGCGAACCGAUCGAGUACGAACCCUCCAUUAGAAACGUGAUCGAACAGCAGUCUUUGCGAUGGAUAUUCGUCGGUGGCAAAGGUGGAGUCGGUAAAACGACCUGCAGUUGUUCAUUGGCUGUCCAAUUGUCGAAAGUGAGGGAAAAUGUACUCAUCAUCUCGACCGAUCCCGCGCAUAACAUCUCCGAUGCGUUCGAUCAGAAAUUCAGCAAAGUUCCGACGAAGGUGAAAGGAUUCGAUAAUUUAUUCGCCAUGGAAAUCGAUCCUAAUGUUGGCGUCACUGAGUUGCCUGAAGAAUACUUUGAAAGCGAAGCAGUUUCAGGUGGAGUAGCGAUGAAAUUGAGUAGAAGCGUGAUGCAAGAAAUUGUUGGAGCCUUCCCUGGUAUAGACGAGGCGAUGAGUUACGUAGAAGUUAUGAAGCUGGUCAAAGGAAUGAAUUUUUCUGUUGUUGUCUUCGACACUGCCCCUACCGGGCAUACUUUAAGGCUACUCUCGUUCCCACAAAUUUUGGAAAAAGGUCUCGGGAAACUAAUGUUUUUGAAGAUGAAGAUGAAUCCUUUCAUUACGCAAAUAAGCAACAUGUUCGGUAUAACGGAUUUUAAUGUAGAUACAUUCUCGAAUAAAGUAGAGGAAAUGUUCGCGGUUAUUCGACAGGUCAAUGAACAAUUCAGAAACCCUGAUCAGACGACAUUUGUUUGCGUGUGCAUAGCUGAAUUUUUGUCGCUUUAUGAAACUGAGAGGCUUGUACAGGAAUUGACAAAAUGCGGUAUCGACACCCACAAUAUUAUAGUGAACCAGCUGUUAUUUUUGAAAGAAGGUGACGCACCUUGUAGACUGUGCCUUGCGAGGCAUAAAAUACAGAACAAAUAUUUAGAACAGAUAAUGGAUUUGUACGAAGAUUUUCAUAUAACACGACUUCCUUUAUUAGAUAGAGAAGUUCGUGGAGUCCAACAAGUCAAAGAGUUUUCUGAAAAUCUUGUCAAGCCAUACAAACCUUAAUUACGAUUAAUGUUUAAUAAGAAUAUAUAACAUUACGUAUAAUCAAAAGUUUUUGUAAACUAAAAAAGCCUUAUACACUGUGAAAUUUGUAUGAAAGGUAAUAUUUAAUACUUUUUUUCUGCAUGUAAAAAUUUCGCUUUGGUGUUCGUGUACGUCAAACAUUAUCGAAAAUUAAUUGACGCACUGUAUAUUUUUUUUUAUACAAAUUUCAUAAAGCAAUAAUUGUAAAAAACAAUAACACUUUUUAUUUUAUCAUCA
Hylaeus volcanicus is the source of this 1494-nucleotide messenger RNA. RefSeq names its product ATPase ASNA1 homolog. Gene Ontology annotation, cellular component: GET complex. Gene Ontology annotation, biological process: post-translational protein targeting to endoplasmic reticulum membrane. The transcript is spliced from 6 exons. Lineage: Eukaryota; Metazoa; Arthropoda; Insecta; Hymenoptera; Colletidae. The record is from RefSeq and is a predicted model, not a curated record. Gene Ontology annotation, molecular function: ATP hydrolysis activity; ATP binding. Bases 223 to 1236 code for a protein of 337 amino acids.